Molecule: messenger RNA, 718 nt
Organism: Camelina sativa (false flax)
Lineage: Eukaryota; Viridiplantae; Streptophyta; Magnoliopsida; Brassicales; Brassicaceae
Source: RefSeq, a predicted model, not a curated record
CUAAAGUCAAGCGAGAGAUCGGUGACGGAGUUUUCUUGCCGCCGGAGCCGGAGUUUCUCUUCCUCAGUCUGUUGUUGAACCAGUAACAUAUACUUUCGAUCGGAGCAUUCUCAGUAAAUCUUGAUUUUUUUGUUCUUCGUCGCUCGCUUGUGUGGCAUAGUCAAGUCUUUUAAGUUAUCAUCUCAUUUGAGCAAUCCCAUCUCUGUCGAUCGAUAUAGUACCUAAUUGAGGAAAGAUGAACAAGCUGCUGGAAUAUGGGAGAAAAGCAAUGUUCUAUGUGAGAGUCCUCUCUGGGUAUGAAGAACGGAGAAUCCGGACUUACAGGUUGCAACUCGAAAAGCGUAUCCAGCAGGCCCAACAAAGGAAAGCAGAGAUAAACAGACUCCCAGAGCAGAUUGUAUUAUCUGAAGUCCGCCGUAUGGUUGAGGAGAUGCAGAAUUUGAAUAAGCAGAUUGAGAAUACGGAGGCUCAGAUUGAAGACUACUUCAAACCGAUAGACAAGCAAGCUGGUACCAUAAUGGAGGUUCAGCUCGAAGGAGAGAAGAAAACGAUGGGGACAUUGAUGAACGCAACACAACAGGAAGCUAUAAGAAAGAUUGAAGAGGCUGAGAGACUCGCUCGGGCACGCGGAAAUGCAAAUAUGAGUGCAGAGGCAAACACGGGAGAGAAGAUCCAGGAUUCAGAAUCCUCAGCCAACGAAAAAGCCCAAGCAAAAUAA